AGUUUCCUUGUCACUGUCCCCAUCUAGUAGCUGAUACAUGCAUUGAGCCUGAAAUCGAAGAGUCGGAUUCCUGACUGAAUCUGAACAUGUAAGGACCAUGACUGAAACUGCAGUUUGCGUUGGAACGUUCACUGCUGUGAAGACACUUUGGGAAGUGAGAAUACACAAGAUAAAUGAAGAAUUACAGAAAGAAAAGGAAUUCAGGCAGAGGUCUGCAGGAAGGCUACUGCUGGUCUGGGAGGAGAGAGCCGCUUUAGCAAAGCUCAAAGAAAAAGUUAUUCAUGAAGAUGGAAGAGCAAUUUUAAGGAUAGAGGAAGAAGAAUGGAAGACACUACCUUCAUGCUUACUGAAACUAAUCUAUCUCCAGGAAUGGCAGCUUCAUAGAACUAGUUUGCAGAAAAUUCCUCAGUUUAUUGGAAGAUUUCACAAUCUUGUUGUUCUGGACCUAUCCAGGAACUCAAUUGAAAGUGUACCUAAAGAAAUUGGCCAGCUGACUAACCUCCAAGAGCUGCUUCUCAGUUACAAUAGAAUAAAGUCUGUUCCUAAGGAAAUAAGUAACUGCGUCAGUCUGGAAAGAUUGGAACUGGCUGUCAACAGGAGUAUCUGUGAUCUUCCUCCUCAGGUUUUGACAGGCU
Messenger RNA from Leptosomus discolor (cuckoo roller), 635 nucleotides. The record is from RefSeq and is a predicted model, not a curated record. Lineage: Eukaryota; Metazoa; Chordata; Aves; Leptosomiformes; Leptosomidae.